AUGCAUAAAAUUUUGAGAUCAAUCAAAUCUGUAAAAGGAUCUAGAUUUGCUAAUAAAUUGCCUACCUAUUUAGAAAGAUUAUAGUAAUAAGAAGAAAUGGAUAGAAAAACCAAUUUAGAUGUACUUAGAAGAGAAGUUUUCAAUGAUUCAAUCUAAUUACCUAUUAAAUUCGCUGCUUAUUAUAUUACUAAGUAUACUGAAUUUUAUUAAUAGCUAAUAGACCUUUUGGGCUGAAUUAACAAGAUCUAUGAUUGAUGCAAGCAAUCAUAUGAUUUUAUUUGCAACCAAUUAUAUUAAUUAUGGUAAUAUUAUGAUUUAUUCAUAAGGUCCAAAUAAAUAAUUUCCAUAUGGAAUAGAGAAAGUGAAACAUCUGGUAGCUUUAAUACCGUCUGCGUUGUUUCUAUACUUUGGAGCAUCAAUAUCAUAUGAAUCAUUUCUUAAUAUUUAUAAUUAUGGUCAUUAUGUUGGUGAAAUACAUAGCAAUGCUUGGGGAUUAGCUGUAUGUGUAUUUGAAUUAUUGAAUAGUUAUAUUUACUAUCAAUAGGGAUAGAAACAAGUGUAGUUUUCAAAAAUAUAAGAGAUGCACAAGCUGUGGAUUCAAGUGAUGAAACAAAAAAAGGAUUAUUAAAAUAAUUCUUAUCUGUAUUUUAAAAGAAAGAUCCAGUCCUCUAAGCUAUUCUUUAUGAGAAUGCUAUAACAAUGGGAUCUACUUUAAUCCCUUUAUUGUCUUCUGCAUUUACAUUAAUAUAUCCAACUCAUGCAUUUGAAAUUGUAGGAUCAUUAGCAAUUGGUUUGAUUUAAUUGUAUGAUAAAAUGUUUGAAAAUAUGAUAGAUAACUUGCUUAUCAUUUAAGUGCUAAGAAUCUUAGUUCUUUGAUGGGAGAACAAUCUAUAAGUGAUUUGGAAGUGAAGAAAAUUUUAGAAAUUAUUAAAUAAAAUUAAUAUGUUGAGAAGAUAUAGAAUGAAAAGGCUGUGAUGUUAGGAAGUCGGAAAUUCAGAUUUUCAGCUGAAAUAACCUUUAAUAUAAAAGUAUAGAUUUAAUUGUAUUAUUAUAGCAAAUAAAUUAAGACACUGAAUCUAAAUAUUUGGAGAGAUUUGACAAAGUAAUUUAUAGUGAAUCAUACAGAGAUAGAGAGGAAUACUUAUAAGAAUUAUUAAGAGAAAUUUAAGAAUAUGUUCUUGCUAGUUUACAUAUAUAGGUAUUUGUAUAAAUAUUAAAUAGAUUUAAAAAAUUGAAAAUUCAAUAAGAAAUGAAUUUCCUAAUUGCAUUCAUUUAGAUUUUGAAAUUAAUAAUAAAUCUUUAGCUGAAACAUAUUCAAUAGAUGAUGGAAAUUGGUUAUUUAGAGAAACGUUAUUAAAAUCACCUUUUAAAGUAGAGAAAUGGAUGCUUGAUGAGGUAGAUAGAUUGAUAAAGAAGAUAACAAAGAAGAAAAAUGAAAGUUACAUUGAAACGUAAGAAUUAAAUAGAGAUUUAGUUAUUAAUCCUUAUGUUCAUCGAUUUAAUAUAAUUAGUGGCUUGAGAUUGAAGAUGAUGAUGAAUAUCUAAAAAUUAUUGAAGAUUAUAGAUUUGAAGAGUUUUAGAAUGAAUUAAAAGGCAUAGAAUAAAUAUUGUAGUCCAAUAAUUAAUCUAAAGGAUAAUGA
Messenger RNA from Paramecium sonneborni, 1640 nucleotides. The record is from the annotation of a GenBank genome assembly. NCBI's taxonomy places the organism in Eukaryota, Ciliophora, Oligohymenophorea, Peniculida, Parameciidae.